AUGAACAUCGAGAUCAUCGACCUCUUGGGCAACGUGGUGACAUCGCCCCAGUCGCUGAUGCGCCCAACCGGUUCUCCCACCUUGUCCGAGGAUGCCGCGUACGGCGACAAGAACUGCGCCAACUGCGGCCAGAGCGGCUCGACUCACACGUGCACCGGCUGCAAAGUGACCGACGUGGGCCAACUGCGGGUUUUCUACUGCGGAAAGCAGUGCCAGGAGGCUCACUGGAAGGCUCACAAGGACAGCUGCCACGGGCGUCGCCGUCUCGCCCGCGCCGUCUCUCUCUUUGGCGAGAUCUGGACCGCCUUCGAAGAAGCGACUUUCACGAGCAACGUCGUAUUUGUCGGCCAGAAGGAUGGCAUAAUCUCGCUCAAUCUGCGCGAGCCAGGAUUGGACCCUCGAGGAUGGGCCGGCGGGUCGGUUAUCAGACCCUUUCCGGGUGAGAUGUUCCCAAGCGACACCAGCGAAGCGAUCAAGCAGGCAGUUCUCUUCGACAGCGAGUGUUGCGACGUCGCUACUGUUGGGUUACCGCUGCUCAACGUCUUUCUCAAGCCUAUCUGUGCAGAGCUCACAGAAGCAGCCGUCGAGCCUAGAGAUCCAGCUUUGAUCGUCCAUCUCCGGGGAACCGACUAUUUGGACUCGGAUCACAGAAUCCUCCGAGUCACCCUGCCGACUGGAGAGGUCUUCGCUAUCGACUUCACCGGCGCUCAGUAUGGAUGGAAGGAGACGCUGUACUCGUGGGACACGUACGUGAAAUACCGAGUCCGCAAUGUCCAAUCGGUCGGACAACUCGGCUGGGGGAGGGAAGCCUUGGACGCAAUGCUAUCGACGUUUGCCCCCGAUGGGCCGGAGAGAGCUAUCUUGGCCGUUCGCAAGGCCGCCAUGCAAGGGCUGAAGACUCAAGUUGACGCCCUGUUGGCAUCGCAGGAGAUCAGCGCGAGAAAGGUCAGGCCCUGGCCCGACAGCGCAUUCACGACUGCCCGCGAGAAGCUGGUCACCGAGGCCAAAGCCUACCUGCACGGAAUUCUCCGGGGCCUCAAGGAAAAUGGAAUUGGCCGGCUCUACUAUAACCGUCUGUAUCUCCACCGCGUGACGCUGUCGGCCGAAGUUGCGAGCAAGUACGACAGCGUGUGGCUCUCCGACGAGGAGAAGGACGCGGAGAAGGGCAAUGUGGAUGCCCUCAAGCGCAUCUGGGCUGAGAGAGUGGCCAGAAUCAACUAG
Molecule: messenger RNA, 1221 nt
Organism: Phialemonium atrogriseum
Lineage: Eukaryota; Fungi; Ascomycota; Sordariomycetes; Cephalothecales; Cephalothecaceae
Exons: 2
Coding region: 1-1221 (406 amino acids)
Source: RefSeq, a predicted model, not a curated record